Molecule: messenger RNA, 1719 nt
Organism: Impatiens glandulifera
Lineage: Eukaryota; Viridiplantae; Streptophyta; Magnoliopsida; Ericales; Balsaminaceae
Exons: 1
Coding region: 1-1719 (572 amino acids)
Cellular component (GO): membrane
Source: RefSeq, a predicted model, not a curated record
AUGACGGUAGUAGAUAACAACAACAACAACAACUCAAACAAUGGAUCAUCAUCACCAUGUGGAUUCAUCAAGCAACUCCUUCGCGGGAGAUGGUUCAUGGUUUUUGCAUCCUUUCUUAUCAUGGCCAGCAGUGGCUCUAACUACAUUUUCGGUGUUUAUUCCUCCGCGCUUAAAUCGAAUCUCGAUUACAAUCAAUCCGAUCUUAACCUCAUUAGCACUUUCAAAGAUUGGGGUAGCGUUUUUGGCAUUCCUACCGGCCUCCUUAGUGAGGUGGCUCCGCCUUCGGUCAUUCUCAUUAUCGGUUCAGCCCUAAAUUUUGCCGGUUAUUUCCUAGUUUACCUUGCAGUCCUUGGCAAGAUAUCAAGACCCCCUCCUCUUCUCAUGUGUGCUUACAUUUUCAUCGGGGCAAAUUCUUGCAACUUUUUGAAUACCGGAUCCUACAUGGUCUGUGUCAAGAAUUUCCCCGCUAGCCGUGGGAUGAUGAUCGGGAUGAUGAAGGGAAUGUUGGGGUUGAGUGGAGCGUUAUUCACUCAAAUCUAUUACGCUGCAUGGGGUGGGAAAAACCCUAUUUCAUUGAUCCUUUUAAUCGCAUGGCUUCCGGCUGUAACCGGAUUGGUUUUCGUCACUACCAUGAAACACUUGGAAAGUACUACAACACAUCCGCACGAGAAAAGGGUUUAUUUCCAAUUCUUUGCCAUCGCGGUUUCCUUGGGAGUUAUUCUACUCCUCCUAACGAUUUUAGAGACGUAUUUCAACUUCUCGUCGAAAGAAUACAUAAUAAGUUGUGUGGUUGUCCUUCUCGUAUUAUUCUCUCCUAUCUUUAUCGCGAUAAGGGAGGAGACGUUGACUUGGAGAAAAAGAAAUAGCCCGCCUCCCCCCGAGGAAGCGAACGAGGAUCGUGAACGGGCCGUGGAGGAGGUCGAGGAGGUGGAGGUGGAGAUGACAAACGAUCAAAUAAUAGAGGGAAAUGUAACUGAGGAAACUAGAUCUAAUUUAACAUGUUUCAAUAAGCCAAAUAGGGGGAGUAACUUUGGAAUAAUGCAAGCAUUAACUAGCAUGGAUAUGAUAAUGUUAUUUAUAAUAACAUUUUGUGGAUUUGGAUGCUGCCAGGCUACAAUAAACAACUUUGGACAAAUAGGGGGAUCCUUAAGCUAUCCGACAAAGACAAUUUCAGCCUUUAUCUCAUUAAUCAGCAUAUGGAAUUUCUAUGGAAGAAUUUUUACUGGAUUCUUAUCUGAUUAUCUACUAAGAAGAUUUCACAUCCCGAGGACCUUUUUACUAGUGUGCGCGUUAGUCGUAACCGCUGUGGCCGACGUUAUAAUCGCUUUAAACCCCUUUUCAGGUUCCAUCUAUCUUGCCUCCCUUUUGACGGGAUUAUCCUACGGAUGCCAACUUACUUUGGUGUUUGUUUUGAUAUCGGAGUUUUUCGGAUUAAAACAUUUUCCUAUGUUGGCAAAUUGUGGGAAUUUAGUGUCUCCUUUCGGUCUUUAUACCUUUAAUGUUCAAGUUGUUGGACGAUUAUACGACAAUGAAGCACUUCGACAAUUUAGGGCAAUAAACGGGCCUAAUAAAGCGCCCGUUGAAGACUUGACUUGCACCGGAAAAGAAUGUUUUAAAAAUUCGUUUCUUAUCUUGGCCGGGGCUAAUUUAUUUGGGGCAUUGGUAGCUUUUGUCUUGCAUUUAAGAACUAGGAGAUUUUACAAGGAACUAUCUUCAUAA